GUGCUAACCGAAAAACUUGUCUCUGAGUGCGAAAGUAAAUAAACACAAAAACGCUUUUCAGAAUAAAACUAUAUAUUAAUAAAAUAUAUGAGAAUAAAUGGCAACUGAACUUGAAAUAAUUGUAGGAACUUACGAAGAAUUUCUUCUCGGAUACAGAGUUCGUCCAUCACGAAGUAACGAUCGGAAAUAUGAUUUAUUUCAAACAUUCUCGACACAUUCUCAUACAUCAUCUAUAAGGACUGUGGCAACAAAUGGAAAGCUUGUUGCAAGUGGUGGAGCAGAUGACAGAAUUUGUGUUUACGAUUUGGAGAAACGUCGUGCAAUUGACGAUUUAUAUGUUCACGAUGGAACUAUAAAUUCUUUAACGUUUGUUCCUGAUGGAAGUUAUUUGAUAAGUGGUGGAGCAGACGGCAAAAUGACCUUUGUAAAAACAAAUAAUUGGAAAGUUGAUAAAGUCUUUGAACGUGCUCAUAAAGGAUCAUCAGUCAACUUCAUCUCAGUACAUCCAUCUGGGAAGUUAGCGUUGUCAAUUGGAAGUGAUUUAACACUUAGAACGUGGAAUCUUAUAAAUGGACGUCAAGCAUUUGUCACAAGUCUCAAAAAUAAAUCACUUGGAAGCAUAAUCGACUUUGUCGUUUGGUCGAUUUCAGGAGAUUAUUUCGUUUUGACAGGAAAAGAUUCUGUUGAGAUUUGGUGUACAGAAAAAGCAGAAGUUAUAGCUACAAAAAAGUGUGAAGCACGCCCGUCAUCAGUUUGCUGGAUAUCAGACAGUGACAUUCUUGUGGGUAUGGAAAAUGGCAAACUUUUAUUCUUCAAUUGGGAAGACGAGAAUGAAGAAGCAACAAUUUGUGAAAUCUACGAAACAAGAAUCAAAGCAAUGAAAUACGUCAACGGAUUCCUUGCAACAGCUUCAACAUCUGGUGAAUUAAAUCUUUGGAAAGUCAUUAAUGGUGAGAAGAUUGAAAUGGAGAUGAUUUGUGGAAUCGAUGUUGGAUGUCGAUUAUUAUGUUUGGAUAUUUGUGAGUUGGUGAAAUCUGGAAUUGAUCCUGAAAUUAAAGACGAAGUUGUAGAAGAUGAAAGCAAAACCCAAGUGAGACAAUUAACAACAUCAGGUUGUGUGACGGUAGAAAUCGAGGAAAAUGACGAUUCAGAUGAUGGUAGUAAAAGGAAUAAGCAGAUAAAAAGGAAAAAUAAACAAACAAAAUUUGAAACGCCACAAAAAAAUAAGCAAAACAAAAAACAGAGGAAAUCAGCCGGGGUUCGUUUAAGUAAUGGAUUUGUUGAAGAAGAUUGUUAA
Clunio marinus is the source of this 1297-nucleotide messenger RNA. Lineage: Eukaryota; Metazoa; Arthropoda; Insecta; Diptera; Chironomidae. The record is from the annotation of a GenBank genome assembly.